Messenger RNA from Eimeria maxima, 1287 nucleotides. RefSeq lists its product as hypothetical. The transcript has 3 exons. The record is from RefSeq and is a predicted model, not a curated record. Bases 1 to 1287 code for a protein of 428 amino acids. NCBI's taxonomy places the organism in Eukaryota, Apicomplexa, Conoidasida, Eucoccidiorida, Eimeriidae.
AUGGCGUGCGGAGUAGCUCCGCUUGUGGCCCGUGUUCGGGCCUUGCCAGAGCAAAUGCUAGUGGCGGAGUUGACGUUUCCGCACAUCACUGUCAAGGACACAUCAAUACGAAAACAUGUGUCAGGUGUUACAGAUCGCAGGUUGUCUGAUGACGGGUACGGUGUCGGCCCAGAUGAACUGUCAAUCAUAGAAGAUUGCUUGGAAUUGGAGAGCGAACUUGGGCUUCUCCAGCAAAGGGCCACCUUGCAGUUGGACACCGACCCGGCAAGUCGGGUAGAAGGGUUGGUUUCGGUGCUACACGCUGCCGCCGCAGAACAUGAAUCGCGUAGGUUGACCUCGCCGGCGUUGGACGGGACCCCUGUCUCGCACGUCUUACCUGCUCCAGUCCAAGAGAGCACAGAUGAACCGAUGCUACGACCUCACAGUGUCCUCCCGCCUGAUUAUAAUCAAGUGGCAGGUGCUCAAACUGCUCCACCGAUUGCAUCUCCAACGCGUCAUGGUCGCCGGGGUGCUGACCAGGCUUUGGCUCCGGAAGCAUGGUUAGAUAAUAUCCCAGAGAUAAUCAACAAGUCACAAGGACAAGAGGAGGCUCCGUUGGCGCCUUCCGCUGCUGGGGAGACAGAUUCUAGAGAGUCAGCGGAUUCAGUUGUUGCAAUGCAACCGCUUCGUGAUUCCCGAAACAUGCCGGAUAUUUGGAGCCACCCGCAUGUGCGAUAUCCAGUGCUGGAUAAUGAUGUGGUCAUAAGACGUAUCUCCGUCGAUAGUAUUUUUAUUUCAGACAGAGCCAAAAUGGCGCCCCAUUUUUUCCUGCUGGGUAUCAAGAAGUUGUUUGACCUGAAAGUACUCGACCAGCAGGCGGUGAACACGCUCAUGAGUCUGGUUGAAGGGUUGAUAGGGUCAGUGUGGCACUAUGCGCAGAGGCGUCACCGGAGCAAUCGUCCCGUGUUUGUAGCCGAAGUUGUGGCAGUCUACUUCUUGGCAUUCGACGCGAUUGUCUGUACCAUUCAGCUCCUCGGAGACAGUAUGGAUGUUUCCUCUUGGUGGAAGAAAUUCAUAGCAGUUUUCAACCUUGAUGCGUCGGCUCUUUUGCCAUCAAUAUCGAACCGAGUCUCGGUGGUCAACAGAAGGUUGAAUCUCUCUAGAGCUGUGGGCCUACCUCUCGUCAUUGUGCUCAUAUCGAAGUACAACGAUGCUUAUGAGAAGCCCCUUACGCUCUCUGUUUUGUUCCUUGGGGAAGCAUGCCUGGAUAUUCAGCAGCCAGCCGGUUCGCCAUUGUUGACGGUUUGA